GAUUAUUUUUAAAUAAUUUUUAUAGAUAACAAAUUACUUGUAUAGUAUUGAUCCAAAUAAUUCGUUUGGAAUGGACAUUCUCAGCUUGGAUAUACAACGAAGCCGCGAUCACGGUAUUCCAAGCUAUACGAAAUUUAGAAAAUAUUGUGGACUCAAAGACAUAGAAAACAAGCAAGAUUUGUCUAAAAUAAUGGUGGAUGGUUCAGCUGAUAGAUUAUUGAAGCUAUACAAAACUUGGAACGAUAUAGAUCUAUUGGUUGGUGCAUUGUUGGAAAAACACGUUGACGACGCAAUGGUUGGCCCUACGAUGAGAUGUAUCAUUAGGGAACAAUUUGUGAGAACAAGAAUUGCAGAUAGAUAUUUUUAUGACGCACCAGGAGUAUUCUCUGAUUAUCAACUUAAAGAGAUCAAACAAGUGACGCUUGCCAGAAUUUUAUGUAAUCACUAUUGGCACGGAAUUACAACACUACAUGUCUUUUCGAGACAUGAGGUAUUUGAUCAAUCAACACUUCAUCACUGUGACCCGAUAUUAAUUCCGGAAAUCGACACAUGGAGUUGGUUUGAUACAUUUAAGUAAUAGUAAAAAAAGCUAAGUCUUUUUUAUAAGAAAAUAAUUUGAAGUGUUCGUAAAACAUAAAACUAUCACAUGAUUUGAAUGUAUAGCCAUAAUAUUUUGUUUUAUAUACCUACCUACAAAUUUAUAAAAUAGAAAUAUAUCAUAAAUAUCUUUGAUUGGGAUUUCAAAAUAAAUUAUUAAAUCUAAAAAUUAAUUGUACGCAUUUGAAUAUGGAAUGUUUUUUGAUAAUAUCUUCCUGGUAUAAAUACGUUUUUUUAUCAUUCUUUUUCUUUUUUGUUUGAACAACAUAAUUCAAGAUGCUCUUUCUUACAAAACCACGAUGUAACUAGUAUGACUCACUGACUGUAUAGUUCCAUUCACCCCCAAUACUUCCUUUUUUGCUUUUAAACAUUGAUUAACCAUUUGUUGUUCUUUUUGCAGUAUGCAUCAUGUAA
Acyrthosiphon pisum (pea aphid) is the source of this 1011-nucleotide messenger RNA. RefSeq names its product peroxidase-like. Bases 71 to 577 code for a protein of 168 amino acids. Gene Ontology annotation, biological process: response to oxidative stress. NCBI's taxonomy places the organism in Eukaryota, Metazoa, Arthropoda, Insecta, Hemiptera, Aphididae. The record is from RefSeq and is a predicted model, not a curated record. Gene Ontology annotation, molecular function: peroxidase activity; heme binding. The transcript has 3 exons.